Funneliformis caledonium is the source of this 570-nucleotide messenger RNA. NCBI's taxonomy places the organism in Eukaryota, Fungi, Glomeromycota, Glomeromycetes, Glomerales, Glomeraceae. The record is from the annotation of a GenBank genome assembly.
AUGUUAGAAACAUAUCCUUACCUUGAACGAAGGCCAGAUACAACAUCAACAUCAAUAGCAAAGCAUUUUGCUACUUGUGUAGUAAAACCUGUUAUAGGAUGUCUUGCAAUACCAAUAGUAUUCAAUGAGAUACCCAUUCACAAUCCAAAUAAUGUUGAAGCAUUAAAGAUUUCGGACCAUGAUCCUAUUUUUAAAGAUACAUAUUGCAAAACCCGUCAUUAUCCAUACAAUUCGUCUACACUUGAUUUUUUGUCCAACAAAACCAGUCUUUUCCUGUUAAAAUACUUUUGUAGCAUAUUUCAAAACCAAAACAAUAGUAUUCCAUUAUAUACUGAUGAAAAAAAGAAAAAAUUAAAAGGAUAUAAAUUAGCUACUUUGGGAAAAGAAGUAGACUUGCGUUAUCUUUCAACAGCAUACAGUACAUCACGUCCUUCACAAUCAGGAUUAUGUGAUUGUUGCAGACUCCAAUUGAAUAAUGAUGAUGUAGUGCCGCUAACUUGUGGCCAUGGUUAUCAUUCAACUUGCUACAGUAGAAGAUGUAUUUAUUGUGAAAAUUUUUAUAAAAAUGGU